Messenger RNA from Daucus carota subsp. sativus, 1649 nucleotides. RefSeq lists its product as uncharacterized. The transcript is spliced from 14 exons. Gene Ontology annotation, molecular function: protein binding. The record is from RefSeq and is a predicted model, not a curated record. The coding region runs from base 150 to 1463 and encodes 437 amino acids. NCBI's taxonomy places the organism in Eukaryota, Viridiplantae, Streptophyta, Magnoliopsida, Apiales, Apiaceae.
GUCAAGCGACAAAAUAAACGGGAAGAAGCGAGUAAUAAUUUUAUGUCCGUUGCGGCGCGGAGAGCCUCCCGCAGAAGUGCCAUUACAGUGUAUACAAUUAUACACACAAGCAGCUAGGUAAAACUGUGUGGCUUGUUAAUCGCAAAAUAAUGGGUGAAGAAACAGAGCAGCAGCAAUUAAAUCAAGAAGACAUUGAGAUGGCUGAAGAAAUUAAACAAGAAACUCAACAAGCAGAGCAAUCAUCUUACACUUGGCCGGUGAUUCGUUUCGAUGUUUCACCCUAUAGAACUUACAAUUUCUACAAUCAGUUUAGGACCAACCCUUCUAACCCUAACAACUUCCUCAAAGGCAUUAGAUGGUCUCCAGAUGGGUCUUGCUUUCUUAUUUCUACCGAUGACAAUACCUUUCAUGCCUUCAAUUUACCAGACAAUGAGAGUAGCAAUUAUGUGAAUGCUUCUGAAGGGAAUGCAGAUUCAUAUAAUGCCAGCCUUGUUUUGAAAGAGGGUGAGGCUAUAUAUGACUACUGCUGGUACCCGUUCAUGUCUGCUUCAGAUCCUGUUACAUGCGUAUUUGCGAGCACUACUCGGGACCACCCUAUACAUCUUUGGGAUGCUGCUUCAGGCCAGCUGCGCUGCACUUAUAGGGCAUUUGAUGCUAUGGAUGAGAUCACUGCUGCAAUGUCUAUUGGCUUCAACCCUGCUGGGACCAAGAUUUUUGCCGGGUAUAACAAAACCAUUAGGAUAUUUGACAUUCAUCGUCCUGGUAGAGAUUGUGAACAACAUUCAACUCAUCAUAAAAAUAAGGAAGGGCAAUCAGGAAUCAUAUCUGCAAUAGCUUUUUCACCUACUCAUACGGGAAUGCUUGCAACUGGAUCAUAUAAUCAAACUACAGCAAUAUACAGGGAAGAUAAUAUGGAAUCUCUGUAUGUCUUACAUGGCCAAGAAGGUGGGGUAACACAUGUACAAUUUUCAAAUGAUGGUAAUUAUUUGUACACAGGGGGUCGUAAGGAUCCUUAUAUUAUUUGCUGGGACAUUCGCAACACUGUCAAUAUUCUUUACAAGUUGUACAGAUCAACAGAAACUACUAAUCAACGAAUUCAGUUUGACAUUGAGCCCUCUGGCCGACAUCUCGGUACUGGUGGUCAGGACGGUUUAGUUCACAUAUAUGAUCUGCAAACAGGGCAAUGGGUCUCAAGCUUCCAAGCAGCAUCAGACACUGUCAGUGGUUUCUCUUUCCAUCCAUAUCUUCCAAUGGCAGCUUCUUCAUCAGGGCAUCGAAGAUUCUGGGAACAUGAUGAUGAUGAAGAUAAUUCGAACCUAUCUGGUGAAGAAAAUUGUGCUUCUGUAUGGAGUUUCUCUUACUAUUCAGCAGAGGAUUACGAUGCUAGCACCAACUCUGGAGAUAUAAAUGAAAAACCUGAAAACGAAUUAAAUGGACAACCUGAAAAUGAAAGCUUUCCUUGAGGAUUUUUGAUUCUGUAAGUUGUAUACUGGCUUUAAAUGUCACAGAGAUUUUAUCAUCAUAAAAUAUUCUUUUCAAGGCGGGACCCUUUAUGUGGGUCGCGGUUCUGAGCAAAAUUUUCCAAUCUCGAGUUACUUUUUUGAUGAGUGGUUCUGGUGUGAUGUACGAGUUGGAUAUCACCGCUUAAA